AUGCGAUGCCUGACUAUGAUCGUAAAGGGUGUUGGUGUUAUUUUGGCGGUGUCUGGAGGUUUGGCUGUUGGAAAAGAAGGACCUAUGAUACAUAUUGGCUCGGUGAUUGCUGCAGGAUUAUCACAAGGGCGAUUGCGGUUUUUAAAAUAUUCCUUGGGUUGCUUGAAGAUUUUUAGAAAUGACCAAGAAAAACGUGAUUUUGUCAGUGCUGGUGCGGCUGCUGGAGUUGCAGCUGCUUUUGGAGCACCUGUAGGGGGUCUAUUAUUUGCCCUUGAAGAAGGCGCUAGUUUCGUUUAUCAAAGAUUAACAUGGACCAUACUCUUCGCAUCAAUGGUUUCGAUGUUUACUUUGGCUCUGUUCAAAUCACUGACUCGUACCCAUGUGUUCAAAUUUACUCCUGGUGGUCUUGUAAGCUUCGGUACCAUAGAAUCAUUAAACGAUUACAAUGCCUAUGAAAUUCUUAUGUUUUUACUAAUGGGUCUAAUUGGUGGAUUAUCUGGAGCAUUGUUUGUGAAAGCGAAUUCAGUCCUAACAAGAUAUAGACAAAAGAACAUUACAACAAAAUAUAACAAGAUUAUAGAAGCCAUUCUGGUCAGUUCGUUAACUACCACUUUAUGUUUUUCAAUAAUGUGGGCUGUUCGUGAUUGUAGUCCAUUAGCAUAUACUAGCAGUUCUUUCCCUCUCAAAAUGAUGUGUGCGGACAACGAGUUUAAUUCAAUUUCCUCACUGUUAUUUUCAACACCUGAACGUUCUCUCCGAACUCUGCUUCACGAUCCUCCAAUGACAUACAGUAUUUCAGUGUUAACCAUAUUUGUACUCGUAUACUAUUUCUUGGCCUGCAUUACAUAUGGUUUGUCUGUUCCUGCUGGUCUAUUCAUACCAUCUUUGUUGAUUGGUGCUGGCUGGGGUCGAAUCAUAGGACAUUUAAUGCAUACUAUUGAUCCAGUUCAUUUCUCCGAUCCCGGUAAAUUCGCACUGAUUGGAGCUGCUGCACAAUUAGGUGGUAUUGUUCGAACGACAUUAAGUUUAACAGUUAUUCUAAUGGAGGCAACAGGAAACGUAAUUGUUGGAUUACCUUUGUUAAUGACUUUGACUGUUGCUAAAUAUAUGGGUGAUUGUUUAAGCGAAGGGAUUUAUGAUGAACAUAUUGGAUUGAAUAGUAUGGCUUUACUUCCGUGGACACCGCAUUCACUAUCUAUAACUAAGAGAGCUUAUGACCUGAUGUCUAAUCCAGUCGUGUUUUUAUAUCCUAUUAUGCGUGUUAGUGAAUUAGUUGAACGGGUUACAAAUAAUUUACAUCAUGGAUUUCCAGUUGUAGUGGGUUCCACAGAUUCGUCAAGAUUUUCAUAUGGUACUUUAGUUGGGAUGAUUUCUUCGGAGCAUUUAGCAUUACUGUUGCAAAAACGGGCAUUUUUAUCUAAAGAUGGUAAUAUCGUAUAUUCAUUGACCUAUAAAGAUUAUGAUGAUGCUUAUCCAUCCUAUCCAAAGUUAGGUGAUGUUUUAGCUAAUUUGUCAUGUGAUGAUAUGGACGCCUACUUAGACUUGAGGCCAUACAUGUGUGAAGCGCCAUACAGUGUCCCAGAGACUAUGACAAUGACUCGUGUUUACCAUCUUUUCCGUUUAUUGGGUCUCCGGCAUCUACCGGUUGUUGAUAGUCAAAAUCAAGUUCGUGGAAUCAUUACUCGGAAAGAUUUAAGACGUUUCAAAUUCGAAUUUGUUAGUGGUGAAUAUCGUGUAGAAGAGUUGAUUUUUUCACGUAAAAUGUGA
Messenger RNA from Schistosoma intercalatum, 1767 nucleotides. The record is from the annotation of a GenBank genome assembly. NCBI's taxonomy places the organism in Eukaryota, Metazoa, Platyhelminthes, Trematoda, Strigeidida, Schistosomatidae.